Messenger RNA from Lingula anatina, 2439 nucleotides. RefSeq lists its product as uncharacterized. NCBI's taxonomy places the organism in Eukaryota, Metazoa, Brachiopoda, Lingulata, Lingulida, Lingulidae. The record is from RefSeq and is a predicted model, not a curated record.
GAUGAAGGGAUGUACGGGGGCGCGCAGUGAUAAGCCCAGGAAAGACGAAGUCGUCGCACAGUCACAAGCAGAUAGACCUGCGAGUCGUCAUGAUGUUGAUGGUGGUAUUUGCGUUGACGCUGUCCCUGGUGACAGGUCAGACAGCGGACUGGCAGACGCGGUACAAUGAACUGAACAAGAAGGUGGACGCCUUGGCAACGCAGAUUAUGCUGCAGCAGCAGUUCUUGGAGGAAAAGACCAGAACCGAGGGUUCCUCUGGUAUCAAACAGUUACGCCAUUUCCGUGAGGGCACUAGACCGUACCAUUCGAAUACUCACAGCGGGAGUUCUAUUCUCUCCAUGCAUAACCAUGCAAACUUGGACCGGACACCAGGAAUGGGUGAAUUCAUUGCCGUUUUGAACGGCCUCGAGUUCCGUACCCGCCACAACGAUUACAAAGUAGUGAUGCCACACACAAAGUCCAUGAAUUACCACUCGACCGAAUCCAUUCCGUUCCCUGACUUGCCGCCACAAGUGGUCGCCAAAAAGACGAUCGACGACCAGAUAAAAGAAUUGCGCGAAUUUUACAAGGCGUGGGCUCAGAGCAAUUCCACUCAUCGGGACUACAGGAAUUAUUUCCGACCAGCUCUCUGUUACCUGGAAGGAGCCUGGAACGUGAACAGUAAGACCAUCAACGAACCUUUUGCCAGUGAUCGUCACUUUAUUGACGCCACCACGUGGUUUGAGUUGUUCGAGAAAGCUCGGUUUACCGCUUACACCGGAAGGAAAGACGUGGCGGAGAAUUAUGCUUUCCUGCCUACAGCUAUUCUGGAAAUGAGGAAUGGCACUCUCCCCGUAUUUGCCCAGUGGAGUUAUCGUAUUUUGUGCCAUCCCGUCAAACGACACAUACCGCUCUCUUUCUUCCGUCCCGUGGAUGACGUGCACCUGCGCAUCCCCUACAAACACAGAACUGACCAAAUGCCUUCACAACGUUACACAAGGUUCCAGCUAGACCCCAGAGGGAACUCUUGGAAAAACGGAGACGGGUUCACCACCAGGGAGACCGGAUUUUUGGACGAAAUCAUGGCUGAAAUCCCAGGUAAGAACAAUUAUCCUGGUAAAAUUACUGACGAGAUGUUCGGUUACCCAGUUUAUUCCAGAACGGCAACUCCAAAAAACCCGGGAGAGCCAUUGAAUACUGCUUACUACCACCGUUGGUACAAGAUAAAAGCUGGCAAUAAUUAUCACCUUAAACUGCGCAGUGGCUCUGACACCACCGUUUUUAUGGCGCAAACGACAUCGCCGAAAGUGGCGCCAAUGAGGAUGUCACACUGCACGGGAAGCGGAAAAUACAAGAAAUGCAAGGACUACGUGCAGCGCUGGACAUACGCAGUUCCCUUGGAGAUCAUCUGGUUGCACCCCCUCAUGAAAUGGAACCCCUAUAACCUCGCCAUUAAGAGUUUCAGGGACAACAGUAUCUUUUCUGGCGGCAGAAAUGGCGGGCUGACUGCGGCAAAGGCUUAUAACGGAACUAGACUAAACGGCUAUUACUACCUGACUCCGGAGUCGUUCUUCGCAGGCUCCGACAGUGACGACAAAGACCCAGCGGACACUGCUAAAGAUGUCGUUGGCGUUUUGGAUCAAAAAGGAAAUGUCAGGAGAGUAAAGGCAUCGGGUGUCCGUAUCACCCUUCCAAACAUAGAAGGCGUGGGCAGCUUACGCCAGCGUUACCCUAUUCCACCCAUCUUCGCUGAGGGUAACAGCGCCUUCAAAGAGGUCGCUGCACUCAGGGAUAUCGUCAUGGAACGCAGCAAGUAUUCACGCAUUUUUAUUGAGAGGUAAGCGAGGGACAUUGCUGCAAAGACUAAAUGCCAGACAUGAUCAGGUUGAAGAGGAUCAGAAGAAAAGAACAUUUUUUCCUUAUUUGAAAAAACACCUUAAUUUUCUUACCUGAUAUUUGCAGAAAAUGUAUAAAAAUGGUCUGCACAUUUCUUGAAGGGAAUUAACAUUUGGCUCAAAAAUGAAAUUACAAACAAGUGAUACAAUAAACGUCAUUGUCAACAUAAAGAUAAAGCAAAAAAUGAUUCUUGGGAUUCAGUGAUACAAAAUAUGGGAAAAAACAUCCUCCUUGUGGAAUAACGUUAUUUCGAUUAAAAUCAAAAUGGCACACCAAAGGUUUUACCAAACUAUAACAGAUACAAAAACAAUCAAUGGAUUAUCUGCAAAGUUUUAUCCUUUGCUACAUGGUCCACUGGGGCCGUAGCAAUGGUCUGAAGGUUCAAUAGUCCAAAGGUUCAUUGGUCCGAAUAUUCACUAUAGAACCUUCGGACCAAUGAACCCUUGAUUACAAAACUGAUGAAAAUGUUUCCAUUUUUCGGGCCAAUGAACCUUUGGACCAAUGAACUUUUGAACUACUACCAUGGCCCCAGUCCAUUCCUGUGGGUUCCCCCCCCCCCCCCCC